GUAAACAAUUAAAUCAUUGUCGAUCCAUUGUAUUAAAUUGUUUCUAACAAUCAGUAUCUAAUUGUGAUUAAUUACAAUUAACCAAAUCAAAAUGAAAUUCUCACUUGCCUUAAUUGCCCUUUUCUGUGUCUCAGCAAUCAAUGCUGCUCCAGUCAAAGAUGAGCCAACCCCAGUCGCUCAAUUGAUCAUCAACAUCGUUGAAGGUUUCGUCCAACAAGCAGAGAAAAACAUCCCAGACUGGAAAGCCGAUGCUUCACUCGAAAGCAAUGCCAUCCAACAAGUCAACAAGCCUUUGGAAUCUGGAGCUAUUCCCGGCUGGAAAGCUGAUCUUACCCUUGAAGAAAACCUCGACAAUGCCUUCGGCGACUGGUUGGUUUCCCUCAACAUCCCAGGCCUCAACAUCGAUUCGAGCAUCACUGAAAACGUCAAGACCCUUAUUGGUGAAGGAUUCGACCGACUUUCAUUCCCAACCUGGUUCCCAAAAGACCAAAUUGAAGACUCAAUCGAUCAAUUCGUUAUCGCCCAACUCAAACAACUCAAUGUUACCAAUUUGGAUGUUGAAAAGUCCGUUAAAGUAAACAUUGAUGCCAUUGUUGUCGCUUCAAUUGACCAACAAGGUCUUGACCCAAAGGCUACAUUGGAAGUCACCGUUGACAAGGCUGUUGAGAAUGCUCUUAAUUUAAUCAACUUCCCAAAUUACUCACCAAAGGCCACUCUUGAAGAAAAUGUCGCCGCUUUCCUCAAAGAAGCUCUUAAAAAUUUACCUUUUAAAUUGAUAAAUUCUAAUUUAAUUUAAAAUUUCAUAGAAUCAAUAAACUAAAUUAAUGAUUUAAAAGCAAAAA
Messenger RNA from Panonychus citri (citrus red mite), 842 nucleotides. RefSeq lists its product as uncharacterized. The transcript is spliced from 8 exons. The record is from RefSeq and is a predicted model, not a curated record. NCBI's taxonomy places the organism in Eukaryota, Metazoa, Arthropoda, Arachnida, Trombidiformes, Tetranychidae. Bases 92 to 796 code for a protein of 234 amino acids.